Theobroma cacao (cacao) is the source of this 871-nucleotide messenger RNA. Its product is annotated as dynein light chain, cytoplasmic-like. Gene Ontology annotation, molecular function: dynein intermediate chain binding. The record is from RefSeq and is a predicted model, not a curated record. Gene Ontology annotation, cellular component: cytoplasmic dynein complex. Gene Ontology annotation, biological process: microtubule-based process. NCBI's taxonomy places the organism in Eukaryota, Viridiplantae, Streptophyta, Magnoliopsida, Malvales, Malvaceae.
CUUCGAAACCUUUUCUGCUACCAACUUCGCACGCUCUUUUAUUCCAGCAAAACCUUUUUCUUUUUCCUUUUUUUCUUUUUGUUCUCAAAUUUCAGUUCAGUGAAUGGAGAGACAACGCUCAGAUAAUGGAAGAAGAAAUAGACAGCCAAAAGCCAAAGAUUCUUCGCAAUGCAGAAUCCAGCGCGCUUCAUCCCUGCCCCCGAUUGCAAGAGCUCCACCUCCUCCAGCCAACGAGCUGAAGCUUGCAGCGAUAGCUAUUAAUUUGAACGUUCGGCUGAGAUCCGCUGACAUGGCUAUGACAAUGCAAGAGCGAGCUAUCAGGCGAGCCAGAGCUCUCGUAGACGCCAACCAAGAUAAAAACAAACGACCCAAUCCUACGCAGCUCGCAAUGUGCCUUAAGAAGGAAUUUGAUGCAUUGUAUGGACCAGCAUGGCAUUGCAUUGUGGGGAAGAGCUUUGGGUCGUUUGUGACACACGCGAGUGGAGGGUUCUUGUAUUUCUCUGUGGACAAGCUCUGUUUUCUUCUCUUCAAGACGGAGGUCCAACCGGUUGUUAAACCUCCUACAUUGCCUAGAUUAAAAAUUAAUAAUGCCUAAUGUUUUCGGUAGAGAAUGAAUGGGAUCUUUGAUUUCAUCGUAAAUGGAGGAUGGCUUUGCUCUAUAAUGGCGUUCUUCCCCAGCUCCUCAAGUAUAUUGUGGAGUGAAAAUGCUGUCUGUGUCAUUCAGCAUUUUCUUAGAAAGGCUAAAGAUGAAACUUGGUGAAAGUUUUCAGCGCAUUUGGCGUGAUUUUAUGUAAGGAUUCUUUUACAUUCCUGUUCAUCUUUUCAGUUUAUGCAAAGCUAUCUUAGGCUUCAAUACACUAAAAUUUGGAUA